Trichoderma virens Gv29-8 is the source of this 1392-nucleotide messenger RNA. RefSeq names its product glycoside hydrolase family 13 protein. Gene Ontology annotation, biological process: carbohydrate metabolic process. Lineage: Eukaryota; Fungi; Ascomycota; Sordariomycetes; Hypocreales; Hypocreaceae. The transcript is spliced from 3 exons. Gene Ontology annotation, molecular function: alpha-amylase activity; calcium ion binding. Bases 1 to 1392 code for a protein of 463 amino acids. The record is from RefSeq and is a predicted model, not a curated record.
AUGAAGCUUCAUCUCACUUUGCCGCUGCUCUUGCAGCUUUCUCUCCCGGUCCUUUCCGCAGACACGGCGGCCUGGAGGUCUCGUACCAUUUACUUUGCCCUUACGGACCGCAUUGCUCGCGGAGCGGAUGAUGCGGGGGGCAGUGCAUGCGGAAACCUGGGAGACUACUGCGGUGGUACGUUUCAAGGUUUGGAGGGCAAGUUGGACUACAUCAAGGGCAUGGGAUUUGACGCCAUCUGGAUCACGCCUGUUGUCACGAACAGUGACAAGGGCUACCAUGGUUAUUGGGCUGAAAAUAUCGAUUCUAUCAACUCUCAUUAUGGCUCUGCAGACGAUUUAAAGAGUCUCGUUGAUGCCGCACACAGCAAAGGCUUCUACAUGAUGGUAGACGUGGUCGCCAAUCACAUGGGAUAUGCCAACAUCUCCGAUGAUCUCCCCACUCCCCUGAACGAAAACUCGUCGUAUCACCCAGAGUGUGACAUCGACUACAACAACCAGACCAGUGUCGAGAACUGUUGGAUCAGCGGCCUCCCGGAUCUCAACACUCAGAGCCCUACCAUCCGCAGCCUCUACCAGGAUUGGGUCUCCAACCUCGUUUCGACUUAUGGCUUCGACGGCGUCCGCAUCGACACUGUCAAGCACGUUGAAAAAGACUACUGGCCCGGCUUUGUCAAUGCCACCGGCGUCUACUGCAUCGGUGAGGUCUUUGACGGAGACCCAAACUUUAUGUUGCCCUACGCCAGCCUCAUGCCAGGCCUUCUCAACUAUGCCAUCUAUUACCCCAUGACUCGCUUUUUCCUGCAGCAGGGCUCCUCACAGGACAUGGUCAACAUGCAUGAUCAGAUUGGCGCUUCGUUCCCGGAUCCGACUGCGCUGGGCACUUUUGUCGAUAAUCACGACAACCCUCGCUUCCUCAGCAUCAAGAACGACACGUCUCUGCUCAAGAACGCUUUGACUUACACCAUCCUCUCGCGGGGCAUCCCCAUUGUCUACUACGGUACCGAGCAGGCCUAUUCAGGGAGCAACGACCCCGCCAAUAGAGAGGACCUCUGGCGCAGCGGCUUCAACACCCAGACCGACAUGUACGACACCAUCUCCAAGCUCACCUUUGCCAAGCACGCCGUCGGGGGCCUUGCCGACAAUGACCACAAGCACUUGUAUGUGGCCGGCGCGGCAUAUGCUUUCAGCCGUGCUGGCGGCAAGAUGGUGGCCCUUACGACCAACAGCGGCAGCGGCAGCUCGGCCCAGCACUGCUUCGGCACGCAGGUUCCUAAUGGCCAGUGGCAGAAUGUGUUUGAUGAGGGCAAGGGCCCGACGUAUUCCGCAGAUGGCAACGGGCAGCUGUGCUUGAAUGUGUCGAAUGGCGAGCCUAUUGUGCUGCUGUCUUCAUGA